CCCGGAUGGUCAUUAUGGUGCAGGGUGUCUCCAGACAUGUCACUGUGAAAAUGAAGGGAUCUGCGAUUCUUUCUUUGGGUGCAUGUGUAUUGGAAACUGGACUGGUCCAACUUGUGAGAUAAAAACAUGUGCUGAUGGAACUGUUUACGGAUCACUCUGCGCAGACUCUGGAGAGUGCCAAAAUGGUGGGUCAUGUGACCCUUGCCUUGGUUGUCUGUGUACCGACAACUGGGCUGGACCUACGUGCCAAGAGAAGGCAUUCUAUUUCACCACGUCCCACGAUAUUGCCUGGAUCGACGCGACUGAGGUACGAUUGACAUGCGGUUGCACUUCUGCAGUUUCCCUCCACGAAUGUCCCGCUUUUGAAAUUGAGCGGUUUGAACCCUCCGAAAUGUUUGGGAUGGGGAUGGAUUUAUCCUUUCCUAACGACACAAGCUUAGGAAUGACCUUCGUUCCUGGCGGUUCAAUCGGUAAUUGGAACUUCCGGUGCCGUGCCAUUAACUUCCGAGGUCAAGAUAGAUCCCUAACCUUGAAGGUCAACGUCACAGGUGAGCCGCCAAGCAUUAUUCAAUUCUGGUUAGCGGAUACAGUCAACCUCCAUCAAGUGGCUAAAUUCCAGUGUAAAGUGCAUGGACUAUCCUAUCAAGACGUGAAUGUCACACUGUUAACCCCCUCAAACCAUGUAAUAAGGAACCCCAUCUCAGUUGGACCUAGGAACUCUCCGACCUUUCUUUUUAACAUUGACGGGGUAACCAAGGAAGAUGAAGGCACGUAUCGUUGUAUAGCCAAUGGAAUCACAGGAACCGAUCAGAACGACAUACAGCUCCAAGUUUUUGUGCAACCAGUACCUGUGAAUGGCCCAAUCAUAUUGGACACCGACUCUCGGGCUGUGGAGAUCGACCUCAACUACGAACCCUACAAUGGUGACGGUCCCAUCCAGCGCGUCGAGCUUCAGUACACACGGGCCGGUCGUAACGCAUGGACACCCAUGUCGGUUCCCCUCAAUCAGGCUUCAUCCGUCUUUGUUCGCGAUCUUGUUAGCAACCAGGACUACAAUGUCCGAGUGGUACUGAUACGGCAAGGGCCCGGUGGUCGAGGUAUCAGCGGUCCACCCACGUUACUGACGACCACUUGUUCGAGGCCGACGGCUGAGUUUUCAUUGCAACUGACUACGUCUGACGAAGACUGGUCAUCCAUUGAAGCGUCCUGGCGGCCGAUUAGAGAAAUAGUGGAUGAGUUGAGCGGAUUUCGGAUCGAAUAUAGGGCGUCUGGAGGUAGUGUCAAUACAGAAGAAAUCCAUGAACCGGGUACUCGGACUUUCCGACUAACUGGUUUAUCCGCCUAUACUUAUUACACGGUCAUAUUGACUCCUUUCAACUGUGGUGGCGACUCGAUUCGAUCAGCACAAGACGGUCUCACUACGAGAGAAGGACCCCCUGGGCCGGUAAGGAACUUUCAGCUUGGGAGGGAAUCAUCGGAUCAGAUAAGAGCGAGUUGGAGCGCUCCUGAGGAAACCAGAGGCAACAUACAGUUCUACCAUGUCAGGGUAUUUGAGAAGGUGGAUGGAGUUGUGAGUGACACUCCCCUGUUUGGCGACCAAGAACUAGGUGAAAGGACAACCCACAAUGUCUUUCAGAUCUUUGACCUUAAACCAUUUACAUCGUAUGUAGUCGAGGUAUCUGCAAACACCAUAUGCCCGUUGGAAGGAGAAAUAAGCAGAAAAGAGGUUACAACAAGAGAAGCAGCACCCAGUGGAGCACCUUCCACCCCAUGGGUGAGUGGUCGGACCUUGGACACGAGGAUGUCUUUCGCCUGGCAGCCGCCUCCGGUCGAUCAGCGAAACGGUUUGCUCAUCGUCUACGAGUGCAGCGUCACGUAUGUGACGGAAAGCGGUGUCUACCAGAGCGACGUUGAAAAUGUUACGGAUACGGAAGUGACGUUGCGUCACCUGAUUCCGAAUAUGAAGUACUCUUUCAAGGUUCGGGCCUAUACCUCGGUAGGAGCGGGUCCAUUCACAGCAGAGAUCAGCCACAAUACUCUCACAGAAGAAGAAGCUGCGAAAUUCCUCACCACACCACCUAAUGUAAUCACUGCGAAGGGGGAAGCGGAACCUCCAAAUGACACAGGUGGAAGAACACGACCCUCAAUUGGUGAGAGCAAAGGUGGAAUAUCAAGCACCACAGUGCUCGCCCUCGGUCUCGUAUGCGUCUCAAUCAUCAUCGUCGUCGCUAUCGUCUUCGCUGGAUGGAUGUAUAAGAAGAGGAAGUCGGCGGGGAGUGUGGAGUUCGUUGCCAGUGUUGCCGGGUCGGAUUUAGGCGCUUACCGCUUCAAUGAAAUGUUGGCUCGACAACAAAGUGUGACGCAGAGUAUCACAAAUGACUACGAUGAGAACGGUCGUGGUAUGAUGUUCGGCGCCAUGGCCUCGCCUCCUGGCUCACCUCUGCCUAUGGAUUACUGGAGGAUACCCCUCGAUUGUCUCACCUUGGAAAACUUCGUCAUUGCUGAAGGUAACUUCGGGCAAGUGAUGAAAGCGACGGUGAAGAGGGACGGAGGCGUCAUCGAAGCUGCCGUCAAGACGUUGAAAGAUGGUGCUUCCGAUGCUGACCGAAAGGAUUUCAUGGGAGAGCUUGAGAUCAUGUGCAAAGUAGGAACUCAUUCGAAUAUUGUCAACCUGAUAGGAGCAUGUGAACACCAAGGUAUCCUCUACGUUGCAACGGAGUACGCUCGUUAUGGAAACCUACUUAAUUUCCUACGAUCAAGCCGAACGAUUGAAGCCGAUUCGCCGUUCCCUUCCAGUCCGACUAGUCGCUUCAAGGUCAAUGUGUCUACAAGUUUGACGUCGGAGCAGCUUCUUGGAUUCGCUGCUGACGUAGCCCUUGGCAUGCAGCACCUGGCUCAAAAAGGGUGUGUACAUCGUGAUUUAGCUGCCCGAAACAUCCUAGUCUGUGACAACUAUGUAUGCAAAGUAACCGACUUUGGUCUUUCAAGAAGUGACGAAGUUUAUGUGAAGACUACUGCUGGUCGCUUACCAGUGCGCUGGAUGGCAAUUGAAUCCCUGAACUACAGUGUCUACACAACCAAGAGUGACGUAUGGUCUUUUGGAGUUCUUCUUUGGGAGAUUUGUACUUUAGGUGGGACACCAUACCCUGGUAUGACAUGUGCAGAGCUAUAUGAGAGGUUACCGCUUGGUUAUCGCAUGGAAAAGCCCCUUAACUGCGAGGAUGAGGUGUAUAAUAUCAUGCGGCAUUGUUGGCGUGAUCGUCCCCAUGACCGACCAACAUUCGAUCAGCUAUACACAGUACUAUCUGGAUUAGUUAAGGCAAAGCAGCCCUAUGUGAAUGUGGAAAAACUUGAGAGCGACCUUCAAUUCUCAGAGCUAAACUCCGACGAAGAUUUCAAACACGAUAGCUGGGCUAUGUGAAAGACUUCUUCGGCCAAAUUAAUCAAUAAAUAUACAGCCUCCUUUGUCCCAUCACGGCGAACGUACAGGUUAAUUUUGCGGGUACAUUAAAAUUACCAUGGCGCGUGGGGAGAAAUUUGCGUUCAAUUGUAAAUCACAUAAUCAUGCGUAAUUGAUUUUCUAUCAUUAUUGAGCGCAAAUCAACUAGCAAUUAAGCUAAAUUUAAGGAAUUGCAUUUGAAUUUGGGACUUAUAACAACUGAUUUGGAAUUGAAGUCAAGUUUCUUUCAACGCCCCAUAUGCAUAAUAUGUCUUCAUUGAUUCAUCCUUGACCAGGAGAGACAAUUAUCGGGUUUGAUUGAUCAUUAUCAAGAUUAUGUAACCAUGGUAACCAAUUUAGAUAGACACCCUUUCCCUGUUUUGACCGAGUGUCCGCUUCUCCGUCCAUCCACCGUAUGUGUGGUUAUAUAUUAGCUUCAUAAAUAAUUAGCUCUAUUUUGUAUCUUUGGGAACUAUUUUGAUAUAUAAAUCUUAAUAAUUUCCUAGAAGUAUAAGAAUGGCUAUAUAUCAGCCAAGUGGCAUAUUGGAGACAAGCAAAUGUCGUAUUCAUUUCCGCUUUGCUUGUUUUAUCCGAGGUGUCAAUUUGAUUAAAUUAUCGUUAGAAUUUCUUAGGUCCUAUGAAAUCAAACCCAAGAUUGUUUGUAUUUUGUCCAGAAUACUGUUUAGGCGAUAAUGGUAUGCAAAUUUCUGAUUUUUUUUAUAUGAUUCCGUAAUGCCCCUGAAACGUUUCUAUAUGUAUCGAAAAUCAAAAGGAGAACCACGUAGUUGGACCGUUGCAAAUAUGUUAGUGAUUUCAUUACGUUAUGGAGAAAUGUAUAAUGUCUAUGGAAAACUUAGGCAAGUCAUGUUAAAAAGAAUGUAAUAUUUGCCUUCAAUAAUGUGAUCUCAUAACGACUUUAACUGCCUAUUUCUGCUUAGUUCCGCAUCGACGAAAAGUAAUUUACAAUCAGAAUUGUUUGAAUGUAUAGAUUGUUUUUACAAAAAUGCCAAUAGUUAUUAAGAACAUAAUUUUGAAAAUGAUUGUAAUAAUAAUAGCAGUAGUAGUAGUAAUAAUAUUUUCAAACAUAAGAUAUCAAUGAAAAAUCGUAAUUAUGAUACUACUAAUAAGUAACAAUAAUAAAUAAAAUAAAUUCAUGAAUUGAAAAUCAUCGUUUAACUGCAUUAGAUUUAAUACCAAAUCACUUUUCAAUUCAGGGCAGAAUUCAUUUUGUGAAUAAAGACCAUCCGAAAUUGAACUGAAGUUAAUAUUACUAUACACACUCUGGAGGGAUAGUAAUAAAUGUUGAUACUGAUUACGUAUUAGGGAAUAUUACUACAUACCCUGGAGGGAUAGUAAUAAAUAUUGAUAAUGAUUACAUAUAGGUAUUUUAAAGUUAAAUAAUUCGAUCGAUAUCAGUACUUUUACAAAUAUUUGCUGCUUAUUAUUUCACUUUUUACACGAACUAUCAUUAUAUGGAAAGUCUGUGUGAUCUUAUGAAAUGAAAAAAAAGAUAAUAAGUACUAUGGAUAAGAGUGUAAGUACUAUAGAUAAGAGUGUACUAUUGUUACAUUCUAGAAUGUAACAGCUAGACUCCAGAAGGCAAUCUGGGCUCUGUAACACAAAGAUUAGCGAUCAAUCGCUAAAUGGACUGGCCAAUAAAGAUCAGUGUUACACGCGCAUUUACUUUAAAAUACUUACUAGGAACCAAUCAGUGUAGUUCUUUCAUAUUUGCAAUUCAUAUCAAACCUUUGUGUUACGAAGCCCAGUAUCAAACAACCUAUGAGGUUGGUGUGGAGUUUUGUUCCGUGUUAUGUGACUUGCAUGCGAUAUCAGGUACUAAUGCCUUUUCAAAUUGCAGAUCGUUAUGCUUAAUGGACUGCGAUGUUCAUUUUCUUGUUUCAAAAGUGUAAGUUGGCAUUUAUUGGAAUGAAUUGGACUCCGCUAUUUAUUCCCGUAUGGAGCGAUGCACCAUCGACAUUACAAAUUGUCACUUUUUACAUUUUUUUAAGUCGGUCCUCUUAAAUUCCUUUUUAUUCAAAGUUAAGAUAAAUAUAUAAUUGGUUGAUUUUUUUUUUCAAUCAGAAAUAGAACCUACAAACUUAUCUGAUGCCAAAUCUUAAUUUAAGUGAUAUCAGAUUUUCUUUUACAUUUUUUGCUGUACUUAUUUCGACAGUGUGGUCAGCUCGUUAAGUAAUUUACCCGAAAAUACAUAGUUUGUUAAUUGCAUUUUAGCACUCUUUUCCCAAUUGUUGUUUCUGAAUAAAAUGAUUUACAUGCAUAACCCUGAUUUAGAGCCCCAAAUAUUUCAAAACUGAAAUUAUCAGUCAAAAAUGUUUUUAAUAAUAGCAGCAUUGCGGAGGCACCGAUAAGUAUUGUUUCCUUUAUUGAAUAUGUGGAGAGUAAUGUUAAUUUUGGUUACAACUUUGUAAACUUUGUAAUUAUUACAGUCUACUAAACAUGCUAAAAGUGAAGGUUUUAGGGAAUGUACUUUCGAGUGCAUUUAUCGAAAUUUUGGGAAACAAAAAUGCGUAUACUUAGACAUGUUUAUUUUGUUUAAUAAUCAUCUCAUUUCACUAUGAUUUCAAUGGAAUUGUAAAUAUAUUGUCAUUGUAUUAUAGAAGAUGUUUAUAACUAAGUGCGCUAAGACAUUACCAUAUUCUUGUCGGUAUUUUCUCCUGUCAGCAGCUACAAAGUUUCACUUUAUACACUGUAAAUAUCAAACAUUCUGUUAUUGUGUGCAUAAGAGCGGCUGAAAUUGCAAUAUUUUGUACGCAUUUGUUCAUCGUGUUCAUCAAGUUAAUAGUGAGCUAUUGAUGUUCGUCCAACAUUUUACUAAUGCAUGAUGAAUUUAUGUCCAUUUUGUUAUAAGAAAUGUUAAUUAAUGACUUCGCAAUUGUAAGCAGAACUGCCAAAUAAUGGUGUGAUUACGUCACAGCUGUUUAACGUUUUCUUGCCUAUCCAAUCAGUAUUAAGAUCUGUGGCCUACCGUUGAGAAACAUUUUAGGGAGUUUUCGUUUAAUACGAGGCUGUUGCAUCUGCAUGAUUUAACCAGUAUGUAAGGACGACAGACCGGGACGACAGAUCGUUCAUCAUUUCAUCCUAUUUCUUGAUACAUCAAUAAUUACAAUUAAUUUACAUAAAAUGAUUUUGUUAUAAUCGACAAAAUCAAUUCUUGUUAUAAAUUUUUCGAUUCCCUAUAUCAAGAAUUAGGAUGAAAGUAAUAAGACGGCUUGCCAUCACAUGUAAGAUCGUUUACUCUGGCUAAACCCUUCUAGAGUGAUAGCCCGUUUACAGGAUGGUAAUAUGGGGGAUCGGUCAUCAUGGAGAAUACAUGCGAGCCAUUCUUCUGCGUAUAUGUGUGCAUAUUACCGCACUCCAUCUUGUUCUUUUCAUGACAUGAUGUAACUGUUUAAACCAAAAUAACGCGCAUUCUGAGAUCAAGAUGGAACGGUUCCCCAGAGAAGAUCGAAGCCGGGAUAUUGGCAAGUGUUUUAGUUGACAUAAUUCGGGCAAGUACACAUUAUUUUCCCGCCAGGUCUAAACAGUCACCUAAGCUUCCAUCCUGAAACGAAUUCUCCCUAAUCUUUGUAUGUACAGUCUGCACUAUAUGUUGUAUUUCUGUCAGCAUUAAAUCUCUUUUGUAAAUAAAAUAAUUUG
Molecule: messenger RNA, 7096 nt
Organism: Lytechinus pictus (painted urchin)
Lineage: Eukaryota; Metazoa; Echinodermata; Echinoidea; Temnopleuroida; Toxopneustidae
Product: tyrosine-protein kinase receptor Tie-1-like
Exons: 22
Coding region: 83-3421 (1112 amino acids)
Biological process (GO): positive regulation of kinase activity; multicellular organism development; cell surface receptor protein tyrosine kinase signaling pathway
Cellular component (GO): signaling receptor complex; plasma membrane
Molecular function (GO): transmembrane receptor protein tyrosine kinase activity; ATP binding; protein binding
Source: RefSeq, a predicted model, not a curated record